Messenger RNA from Fusarium pseudograminearum CS3096, 1563 nucleotides. RefSeq lists its product as uncharacterized. Lineage: Eukaryota; Fungi; Ascomycota; Sordariomycetes; Hypocreales; Nectriaceae. Gene Ontology annotation, molecular function: carboxy-lyase activity; pyridoxal phosphate binding. Gene Ontology annotation, cellular component: cytoplasm. The record is from RefSeq and is a predicted model, not a curated record. Bases 1 to 1563 code for a protein of 520 amino acids. Gene Ontology annotation, biological process: carboxylic acid metabolic process. The transcript is spliced from 2 exons.
AUGGACAACGGACUCUCCAGAAGACACGAAAUAUCAGAGCUACUACAACUAGUAGACAGCACAACAACAAGGGCAUUCCACACCUCAAAUGGAAGCCCCAAGUCUGACUGUCGUGAUGACAACAAACCAUUGAAGCGGUAUGAAGAGCUGUUCGGUAGCUUCUCAGCAGAAGGUCUUGGAACAUCUGGCUUCAAGGAUGCCAUUGAUCUCAUCAGCCGUAACUCAGUUGACAACGCGUCACCUGGCUUUCUGGGUAAGCUCGUCUCAGCUCCUUCUGCUCCAGGCAUUGCUGCAGAUCUGUUUUUGUCCAUCUUGAACAACAACGGACAUGUUCAGCGAGCAGGUCCUGCCCUCACAGCGAUUGAGAAGCAUACCAGUCUUGAGCUGGCCAGGCUUUUCGAUCUUCAAGGACCUCAUGCAGGAGGUGUCACCGUCCCUGGUGGAGCUGCUGGAAAUCUCAUGGCGAUGCUUGUUGCACGGAACAUAGUUGCUCCAGAGUCAAAGCAACGAGGUCUUACACCUGGAGAGUAUGCCAUCUUUGUCUCAGACGCCGCACACUAUUCAGUCUCAAACUCGGCCAAUGUUAUUGGUCUUGGAAAUGACUCCAUCAUUCGUGUUCCUGCACUGGAUGAUGGAACCAUGGAUCCUGAUGCUCUCCAACGAGCUGUUGAUCAAGCCGGAAAAGAUGGCAAGAAGCCACUUCUGAUUGCAGCCACUUCUGGAAGUACAGUCAAUGGUGCUUUCGAUCCUCUCGACAAGAUCGGCGAGAUUGCGCACAAAGUCGGGGCAUGGUUCCACGUCGAUGCUUGCUGGGGAGGAGGUGUUGUAUUCUCCGAUAAGCUGAAGCAUUUGAUGAAGGGAAGUCACCUUGCGGACAGCAUCGCUUUCAACCCUCAUAAGCUGCUUGGAGUCCCUCUUGUUUGUGCAUUCCUUUUGGUCAAUGACCUACGGACGCUGUGGUUGGCCAACAAGCUCAAUGCUGGCUAUCUCUUCCACGAUGAUACUCCCAAGAAGAAUGGCGUUAGUUCUGAACAGAGUGCCAACACGAACGGGAGCGGAAAGAAGAGCUGGAGACAGUCCAAGCUUCUUGACACCGCACCUGACGUCAGAAAGAUCAACGAUCUCGCUUCAUUGACCAUCCAGUGUUCUCGUCGACACGACGCGACCAAGAUGUUUCUUCACUGGCUCUACUACGGCACAGCAGGCAUUGCCCGCGAGGUUGAGCAAGCCGUCGAUAGCGCUAAGCACCUCGCUUGUCUUAUCCGAGAUCAUCCUCGCUUUGAUCUGAUCUGGGAGCCUGAACAGGUUUUCGCCCAGGUCUGUUUCUACUGGAAGUCAGCAUCCACAGCUGACAAGUCUGGAGAGACACUGGCAGAGAUCAACAGUCGCAACACACGAGCGUUGUUCCAGGGGAUUGAGGAAAUGGGUUGGAAGGUGGAUUUUGCCCCGGGCAAGGCCAAGGGAGAGUUUCUUCGCAUUGCCUGUAAUCGUUUGACUACGCGCCAGACUGUUGAGAAGAUAGUGUCGGAGUUGGUGGAGUUGGGAGAGUCUCUUGGUCUAUAG